This is a messenger RNA of Bolinopsis microptera, 6404 nucleotides long. RefSeq lists its product as uncharacterized. Gene Ontology annotation, biological process: cell surface receptor signaling pathway; adenylate cyclase-activating G protein-coupled receptor signaling pathway. Gene Ontology annotation, cellular component: plasma membrane. Gene Ontology annotation, molecular function: G protein-coupled receptor activity. Lineage: Eukaryota; Metazoa; Ctenophora; Tentaculata; Lobata; Bolinopsidae. The coding region runs from base 789 to 6032 and encodes 1747 amino acids. The transcript is spliced from 29 exons. The record is from RefSeq and is a predicted model, not a curated record.
UUAUUAGAAAUAGUUAAUGUUUGUGAUAGCAGAAACAACGGCAAGGUAUGACGUAGGAGACCUUCACACUGAAGACGGAAAUAAAAGAAGAAGCUGAAAUGUAUCCUUUGUUAUGUAUCCUUUAAAACACAAGUAAAAUUACUUCUUGCUUACGUUGCGAAAGAAUACAAAUUUUUCAGUAUUGGAUUUAAACGGACGAGCAUCAUGUACGUCAGUGGCCAGCGCGCGACAAAAGAAAUUAUAUGCAACGUGUAACAUGGAAAACCAGCGCGCGACCAUGGAGCCAUAAUUUUUGCUCUGCGCCGUUUAGUAUUUAUUACUAUUAGAUUACUUUUUACUUUUGUUUCUAAGAUCCUCGUUCUUCCAGUCUGUUAUCCAAUGGUUCUGACCUCGCCUCAUGUACCUAGUAACCUAGUAACCUAGUAACCUAGUAACCUAGUAACCUAGUAACCUAGUAACCUAGUAACCUAGUAACCUAGUCACCUAGUAACCUAGUAACCUAGUAACCUAGUAACCUAGUAACCUAGUAACCUAGUAACCUAGUAACCUAGUAACCUAGUAACCUAGUAACCUAGUAACCUAGUAACCUAGUAACCUAGUAACUUAGUAACCUAGUAACCUAGUAACCUAGUAACCUAGUAACCUAGUAACGUAGUAAUUUGUAUAGUGCAACAAAUUAUUUUUUCAAACCAUGUACUUUGCUUAUAUAUUUUUGAUUUGGAUACUCAAAAUUUCGCCCAUCAGACUUGAACGGAUUUGAGAAUCUCUCUGGAACAACUUCCCAAAUCAUGAAUGACAACAACGGUAUAUUAAAAGAUAUGAAUUUGGAAAACGCAGUAAAUAGUGAUGGGCCGUUCACUUUCCGAUGGGCUUCUGACGGAUCGCCUGCAGAAAGGCAAGGCAUCUACAAAGUUAUUCUUUAUGCCAAAACGGCGGAUGCCAGCAUUGCCGGGUGGAAGGUGUACGUAGAAGACACAAGUGCCCAAAAAUCAGAUGCCCAGUUCAAUAACCUAGACGAACAGGUCCCAUGUACAGCUGGCGACCCUUUAAGUGAGGGUAAGGAUACCAAAGAGUUCAUCUGCCAGGAAAGACUUGCCGCUACACAAGUCAUCAUUAAGGGAUCUAGUGUCGUUGCGGAACUCGCUGAAGUUGUUGUAGUCGGGAAAACUUGGGCAACUUAUCCGUGUGGGUUAGGAUAUUACAACACAGACAGCGGCACUCACAGUGACACUGCUUUAUACGGCUGUAAAGUCUGUGAAGAUGGUUCACACGACGCCCGCACAGACUUCGCUUCAGACCCAGAACUAGCUAAAGCUUGCACCCAGUGUGACAACUCAGUAAAGAAGAUCUUCUACACUAAGACACUAGACCACAAGAAGCUGAACAAGUGUCAGUCGUGUGCUGCUCCAACAGUUGUCCUCGCUGACAAAGGAACUUGUGUCAAGUGUCCGGCUGGACAAGAAUAUUAUGCAGAAGGUGCUGAUGCGGACUGCAACUAUCCUGCUAACCCUGAACGAGCGUCUGCCACUGCUGUCGCUGUAACUGAUCCCUCAACAUGCACCAAAGUCGAAUGUAAAGCUUGCCCGGACGGAACCCGUAACCCAGCAGAGAGUUCGGACUACUGUUACAGCUGCACUCAUAUGAAGGAGUACACCACGGACAAAAUAGAAUGUCUGACGUGUGAUGUGGGCAAGAUACGAGAUAGUACUGGCAAUACUUGUGAAGACUGCCCUGCUGGUAAAAAACGAGGGAUAUCUGACAACAACUGUGUUCCAUGUGAUUCUGGAUGGAUGUCUGCUGCUGGAGCGUCUGUUUGCACAGAGUGUCCCGUGGGUCAGUACGAAGAUAGUAAGACAAGUUGUGAGAAGUGUCCUGUAGGGAAGUACAAUGAUCAGACAGGACAGUCAGGAGAAAGCAGCUGUGAAGUCUGUGCUGAAGGUUAUGUUGCUGCUAGUGAGGGGUCUGAGACCUGCACUCAGUGUCAACAGGGAACUUACGAAGAUGGGAAAGAUAAAGCCUGUAAGAAUUGUGCGGCAGGUUACUAUCAAGCGGCUGCUGGACUGCAAUCAUGUGAAUCUUGUGGAGAUGGAGAAAUCUCUGCUGAAGGAGCAACGACGUGUACGCAGUGUGAUAAGGGAGAAGAACCGAACUCUGAUAACACUGCUUGUGUUCCUUGUGCAGCUGGGAAAUAUCAGCCUGAACAAAGAAAAGAAACUUGUCUUCUCUGCGGAGUAGGAACUAUCACUGCAACUACGGGAAGGGACACGUGUGACCCUUGUGAACAAGGUCAGGAAGCUGACGUUGCGAGAACUGCCUGUGUUGAUUGCGGGGCGGGGAAAUUCCAGAGUAGUGCUGAUGGUGGGGCUUGUCAGGAUUGUGAAGCUGGAACUUACAGUGCAGUUAAAAGUUCAGAGUGCACUGAAUGCAGCCCUGGAUACUACCAAGAAAAUCCAGGGCAGGGUUCCUGCGUUGAAUGUCCAAGCGGAAAGUUUUCCGGUGCUGAAGGAGCGACCGAAUGUUCUGAAUGUGUAGCUGGUCAUGUGACUAUAACAGAGGGCUUGUCCGUAUGUACGGAGUGUCCAGUGGGUCAGUACGAAGAUAGUAAGACAAGUUGUGAGAAGUGUCCUGCAGGGAAGUACAAUGAUCAGACAGGACAGUCAGGAGAAAGCAGCUGUAAAGUCUGUGCUCCUGGUUAUGUUGCUGCUAGUGAGGGGUCUGAGACCUGCACUCAGUGUCAACAGGGAACAUACGCAGCAGACAAAACACAAGCCUGUAAAGUGUGUGAAAUAGGUAAAGUUCAGGCUUAUAGCGGAGCAGUGUCCUGUGAUGUGUGUCCGGCUGGUGAGGUUCCUAACAAGGGAAAGCUAAAGACAGAGUGUGUGAAAUGUAAUGCGGGACAAGAAUAUUAUGCAGAAGGUGCUGAUGCGGACUGCAACUAUCCUGCUAACCCUGAACGAGCGUCUGCCACUGCUGUCGCUGUAAUUGAUCCCUCAAAAUGCACCAAAGUCGAAUGUAAAGCUUGCCCGGUCGGAACCCGUAACCCAGCAGAGAGUUCGAACUACUGUUACAGCUGCACUCAUAUGAAGGAGUACACCACGGACAAUAGAGAAUGUCUGACGUGUGAUGUGGGCAAGAUACGAGAUAGCACUGGCAAUACUUGUGAAGACUGCCCUGCUGGUGAAAAACGAGGGAUAUCUGACAACGACUGUAUUCCAUGUGAUUCUGGAUGGAUGUCUGCUGCUGGAGCGUCUGUUUGCACAGAGUGCCCCGUGGGAACAAAGUCAAACACAGCUUUAACAGACUGUGACCUGUGUGUUCGUGGCAAGUAUCAAGACAAAGCCGGACAGAACACUUGUGAAGUCUGUGAAGAUGGUUAUGUGACCACGGAAGAUGGUUCGCCUCAGUGUGUGGCUUGUCCUCAGGGAACAAAGUCAAAUGCUGGCUUAACUGACUGUGAUCCUUGUGCUACUGGAACAUAUCAAGACGAGAUAGGGAAAACUGAAUGCAAACAGUGUCGGGAAAAUAUGUUUACUGAUAAAGUUGGACAGGUCGUGUGUUUGAACUGUCCGGAUAAAACGUACGCUGGAAAGGAUGCAGCGAAGUGCGAACCAUGUCCUCCGGGAUCUCCAGCAGCUGUUAGAGCUAGGAUGGAGAAUGAUGGAAUUGAGGAGAUUUUAAUCGAGAAAUGCAUAAGUGAUCUGGGAGAAGGCUGUGCCUCUGAAACAGAGUUCCAAACACAGUACGGAACAUUCAGCCACGACUGGCUGGAGCUCGACAGCAGCUCAGAACCUCAGAAAUGUGAGUUUGACGAGUUCACCGCGGUUUUCACCUGCAAGAUGGACAGUGCUAAGAAAACGUAUGUGGAGAAGACUUACUACUGUCAGAAGACUGCGAACACCAUAGCCAUAGAAAGUCUAGUCGACGAUCAGAAUGUCUCGAAUGAAGAUAAGACGGCACAGAUGGAGAAGAUGACAAAUAAUACGGUCAUGAACGGUAUCGGUGACGUAAAGGCCGUCUCUGACGUUCUAGAAUCCAUCGUCAAAAGCGACGAGGGAGAAAAAGAAGGCGGGAAUAUCUCAGAGGCAGUGACCCAGAGCGUCCUGAACACCGUGUCUAACCUUGUGAAGUCUGAUUUUAAGACAGCAGAUGACGACACUGAAACCCAGUCCGCCAGCAGUAUCACUGAUGGUUUGGUGACGCAGAUUGUAAACGUUGCUAAGCAAACUGUUGUCAAGAACAAGAUAAUCAAGUCUCCUCGCAUAGCCGUGAUCGAUCUUAAGAAAGGUGGUGGUGAGAGUAAUCCAAGCAAUAAUGGUGUUGUCACCUUCACCCUUCCUAAAGCAAACCGAGAUGGUAAGGAUCUUCAAGGCUGCGAAUUAGGAUCUGGAUCAAGCGAUAACAAAGAGGAGAAGGAAAACACAAUUCUAUUGAUUGAGACAAAGUCGGGAGAAACGAACGAGGAUGUGGACAUGGCUGUGGUCCUGAUCACAGACUCGACACUCAUGCCGGACACCACCAUAUCCUUGGUGACGAAGGAGGAGGGCGAGGAGGACGAGGAAACCGUCACUAAAAUCCUGGAUGAUCUGAAGAGUGAGCUAGAGGACGCAGCCAACAAAGACGGUGGAGACGCCAAAAAAAGCUUCGUCAACUCGUUUAUCACGGAGGUCAAAGUUGAAAACGCACCCGAUAACUUUAAGCUAAACCUCUUCAUGAAGCCCACCAUCGAUAUAGGCAACACGAACUCCAGCCUCAACACGGAGCCAGACGGCAAGAGAAUGCAAGUUUCGUACAUCUGCGCAAAAUACGACCCUGUCAAAGCGAAGUGGGAGGAGGGUUGCGAGACUAUCUACAACUCUGCUAAGCCGUCAGAUGGAGUGCUUUGUUUGUGCUCUCACAACACCAGCUUUGCUGUCCUCAUGUCAGCUUACGAGAUUGACCGUGGGUUUGCUGAAGUACAAAGCUACCUAACGUAUGUUCUUCUCGGAAUUUCAACCGUCGGUCUCAUCUUGACUCUGGUGUUCUUGCUUCCUGCUAAAGCCCUUCGCUCAACUCGGUCCGCUAAGAUCAACAUCUGCUUCACUGGCGCCCUGCUGUUAGCCUCAUUGAUGUUCCUCAUCCAGGACGCAUUCAUUUCUGCUGAUGAUACCGGACUCAUUAAACUGAAGUCGACGGGAUGUGCCGUGUACGCGAUGAUCCAGCACUACUUAUGGCUUGUGGUCUUUGCCUGGAUGGUAGUCGAAGGGUUCCUUAUGUACCUCUCUCUCGUACAAGUGUUCGGGUCUCAUAUCUCAAAGUAUAUGCUAAAGUUUAACCUCGCAGCAUGGGGUAUCCCUCUACCGAUACCAUUCAUCGGAUAUUUCGUCUUCACGAAGCAGCACACUGUGGGUAGCUUCACCUUCACUGAACAUGGGUACCUUGCGGACACCAUGUGCUUUAUCCGACCUGAAAGUAUCUCCUUCUACGCCCUCUUCUUAGCCCCCAUUGUCUUGGUUAUCUUGGUGAACCUUGUAUUCUUCGCACUCGUUGCCAAAGUGAUCAAGAACUCAAAAUCCUCCGGCAACAUCUCUGAUCAAGAACAAAUUUUGCGGCAGCUCAAAGCAGCAGUCGGGGUGAUGGUCUUGCUCGGAACAGGCUGGUUCUUCGGUAUAUUCAUGUCCAUCCCAGCCCCUCAGUUCCAAGUGGGGAUGCAAUAUCUCUUCAUUCUUCUCAAUAGCUCACAGGGAAUAUUCGUGUUCCUGUUCUAUAUAGUGCUAAACGACCAGGUAAAGUCUCACUGGCUAGUUAAGGUUGGACUCCAAGAAGAGAAGAGGACCACGACAUCAUCCUCCGCCGCCGCCGCCGGCAAAUCAGCAGCCACUAAGGCAACGACGGUCAGCGCCAGCGCCGCCCCAAACCAAACUGACAACAUUUAUGAGAACGCCGCCGCUUCCAACGAGGAUCACACGUACGCAAGUGCAGAGUACGCAACGGCCAGCGACAAAACAGGCAAGCAUGAGUUUCCGGCUAAGUCAGACAAUAAUGCGAACAUUUGAUUUAUAUUUGUGGGAAUAAAUUUUGUAUACAAAAACUGGCUCUACCUGCCAACUAAUCGUUUUGUAGAGUAGUUUUUAGAGUUGAUUAGUUGUUUGCGAAAUUCUCAAUAUUUUUGUUAAUUGCAGACUUUGUUAGUUGUUUUUAAUCUUAUUUUUAUUUAAUUUCUAUUUAUGUAAAUACUGAGGAUCCGUCACAGUAAGUGCGUUUUAAAUACUUUUCGACGAAUUUUUCAUCGUCAGUUUUAUCAGACAAAUCACAAUUAACUUUAUUUAAAACCUUGUUGAGAUACUGUGACUGCUAUAUAUCUUUAAGUUUGACAUUGUGAUUAAUAAUUUUAUAUUAAUAACCGGUUACCGGAACAACCAAUUAAA